AUGUGGUUCCCCCACAUCUCUCUCUUUGGGCUCGCUGCCCAAAUACCAUUUCAAUCUUCCAACCCACCUUUGGAAUCAGCGAGGACUAUGAGCACUAUCAAAGAGUUCAAGUUGAGGACCGGGGAUGACGUCUUCACUCCGAAGGACCUGGUUGAACUGGCCCGUCCAGGCGCAGGUGUAGCGAAUCUCGCGGGCGAUUUGGCUCUCAUCCCAGUCUCCAAAUACUCCUUCGAUACCAAAAAGAACUCCAAGUCGAUCUUCAUUGCCCCCCUUGAAUCCACGGUCUCACCAAUCGAAAUCCCACUCAUCAAGAGCGGGGAGGCCUUCUGGCUCUCACCCUACAUCGUCGGACAUGUCACUCCCGAUGAUGGCGAAAAGACUUCCUCCCUAUAUGCCAUAAACGUCAGGUUCACCCCGGAAGGCGCCGUGCAGAGUCUGAUUCAGGAGGAUCCUGUCCUUGUUGGCACCUUCCCCACGUCCACAGCUUCGAACUUCCGCUACCAGCAACAGACGGGUGUCCUGGUUUUCUCGGACAAUGUACACGAGGAUGGGAAUUUAACUGCCGUUCGUGAAAAUGAUGAGGCGUGGUCGAACAGAGGCAACACAGCUCUCGUAUAUGAUGAGACAUAUGAGAGGCACUGGGAUACCUGGGCUGGUCCGAAGAAGUCGUCUCUGUUCACUGUCAAAGUCUUCCAGGACCCUGGCAGGAGCUGGCAUUUCGAGAACAAGUUUUAUAAUGUGCUACAUGGAACGGGUCACCAUGCUCCUGUCGAGCCUUUCGGUGGAACGGACGACUUCGAUAUCUCUCGCGACCACAUCAUAUACACUACGAAGGACCCUAAGCUUCCAGAGGCAUGGCACACCAAACAAAACGUGUACAUUGUGGAUUUCUUGGGAAAUGAGAAGCCACGCGAGUUGACAUCCGGGAAGCAGGGAGCUGUCCACAGCCCGGUGUUCAAUCAUAAGGGUGACAAGGCAGCUUGGCUCGAGUUGGACGAGGACGGUUACGAAUCAGACCGUGCUAAAAUUGUCAUUUAUGAUUUGGUGAAGGAUGUUCGAUUCACGAUCACACAGUCUUGGGAUCGUUCCCCCGACUCAAUAGCCUUCUCUACUGAGGCGGAAGCAGACUUUAUCUACCUCACCGCAGGGGACCAUGCUCGCAACAAAGUCUACGUUCUCCCUAUACCGCCCACACCCUCGUUCCAUACUACGGAUCCCGACCUUCUACCAUUCUACAAGACACCUGUAGAACUCACCCACGAUAGUGCCGCUACAGGUCUUCAGACCCUUCCUUAUGGCCGCUUGAUUUUCAGCCGUUCAUCUGUCACUGGGCCGAACGAUGUCUUCAUUCUUCGUGACCUCAGGAACCUGGAAGCUGAGCUGACGAAGCGCAAAUACAGUGUCGACGUCGAUGCGCCUCUAGAGUGGAAGGGCGAACCUGUACAGGUGACACACUUCACAGACGAUGCGCUGAAAGGCAAAGAGUUGCGUAAGGGCGAGUCCUUCUAUUUCGACGGCGCGGAAGGGAAAAAGGUUCAGGGAUGGGUUUAUAAGCCGAAAGGGUUCAAGGAAGGCGAGGAGAAGAAGUGGCCCGUUCUAUUGCUCAUUCAUGGAGGCCCCCAGGGUGUGUGGGAUGACCGUUGGUCGACACGGUGGAACCCCAACAUCUUCGCGCAGCAGGGUUACUUCACAGUCGCGAUCAAUCCUACUGGAUCCACAACUUUCGGACAAGCCUUCACCGACGCGAUUGCCGGAGAUUGGGGAGGCAAACCCUUUGUUGAUCUCCAGCAAGGAUUCAAGUAUGUUUUGCAGCAAUACCCUGAGAUUGACCCCGAUCGUGCCGCCGCUGCUGGGGCGAGCUGGGGAGGAUACGCGAUCAACUGGAUUCAAGGCCAUCCUGAAUUUGGCUUCAAUUUCAAGGCCUUGGUUUGUCAUGAUGGCGUAUUCGAUGCGACGUACAAUGGCUACUCCACGGACGAGCUCUUCUUUUUCAAUCAUGAGUGGGGAGGACGCCCCUGGGAUGACAACGCGAAGAAGGUUCUGGACAAGUUCAACCCGACGAAUUUUGUGCACAAAUGGUCUACGCCCCAGCUCGUGAUCCACGGAAGCAAAGACUAUCGCUUGCCAGAAACGGAUGGGAUCGGGGCUUUCCAUGCGCUACGACAGCGCGGCGUGCCUAGCCGUUUGGUGAUUUUCCCUGACGAAAACCACUGGGUGCUCAACCACGGAAAUAGCCUCAAGUGGCAUUACGAAGUGCUCAGGUGGUUGGAUUUAUAUACCGGAAAGCACGAAGAUGAUGAGCAGGUUGAAGUUCAGAAGUUACCGAACUAAUCAUUGAUGUGGGAAGAUGUCUAAUCUGAAUAAUCAAGCUUUGUAGUGUUUGCCAUUUUGUUGAAAAACAGGUAUCGAUAUUACGCGU
Messenger RNA from Heterobasidion irregulare TC 32-1, 2419 nucleotides. RefSeq names its product serine peptidase S9. Gene Ontology annotation, biological process: proteolysis. The record is from RefSeq and is a predicted model, not a curated record. Bases 1 to 2331 code for a protein of 776 amino acids. The transcript has 12 exons. NCBI's taxonomy places the organism in Eukaryota, Fungi, Basidiomycota, Agaricomycetes, Russulales, Bondarzewiaceae. Gene Ontology annotation, molecular function: serine-type endopeptidase activity.